Molecule: messenger RNA, 351 nt
Organism: Aspergillus calidoustus
Lineage: Eukaryota; Fungi; Ascomycota; Eurotiomycetes; Eurotiales; Aspergillaceae
Source: the annotation of a GenBank genome assembly
AUGCUGCGAUACACCCUGCGCUGGUAUGGCGGACUUUGCAACCAUUACCCCAGAUGUGACACAUUCAAGUUAAGGUCACAGCGGGUUGUGGUCAAGAUUGACGCCCUGGAUACCAAGGAGCAAGCUAAGACAAUGAUGCUCGCGGGGCUUGAGGUGUUUGGGCAACGGGCAGAGGAUAUCAAGCACCUGAUCAUGAUGCUUGGACCCAGUGGCCCCUACGGACGGCCCAGGCAUAGCCAGAAUAAUUUCCAUCUGACCAUCUACGCGUCUGGGAAAGCGCGGCGUGGUUCCAACCUACCUGGCUCCAUCAGGGACAAAGUCUUAGUCAAGGUCAAGGAGCUUACAGUUUGA